This is a messenger RNA of Cinclus cinclus, 939 nucleotides long. RefSeq names its product glycerophosphodiester phosphodiesterase domain containing 1 (gene GDPD1). Bases 1 to 939 code for a protein of 312 amino acids. NCBI's taxonomy places the organism in Eukaryota, Metazoa, Chordata, Aves, Passeriformes, Cinclidae. Gene Ontology annotation, molecular function: phosphatidylcholine lysophospholipase A1 activity; phosphoric diester hydrolase activity. Gene Ontology annotation, biological process: glycerophospholipid catabolic process; N-acylethanolamine metabolic process. The record is from RefSeq and is a predicted model, not a curated record. The transcript has 11 exons. Gene Ontology annotation, cellular component: endoplasmic reticulum membrane.
AUGUCGGCUACGCUUUACGUGCUCUCCACGCUGGGUGGAUACGUCCUCACCUCCGCGCUCCUCCUCAAGUGUCCGGGGCUGCUCCACCGGCCCAAAAGGCAGCGCUUUCGCUGCCGGCACAUCUCGCACCGCGGCGGUGCUGGAGAGAACCUGGAGAACACAAUGACAGCCUUUCACCAUGCUGUGAAUUUGGGGACAGACAUGCUGGAACUGGAUUGUCACCUGACAAAAGAUGAGCAAGUGGUUGUGUCCCACGAUGAGAACCUGAAGAGAUCAACAGGAGUUGAUGUCAACAUAUCUGACCUCAAAUACUCGGAACUUCCACCCUAUCUCUGCAAGUUGGAUGUCACCUUUCAGAAAGCCUGUCAGUGUGAGGGGACAGACAAUCGUAUCCCACUCCUGAAAGAGGUGUUUGAGGCAUUUCCAGAAACUCCUGUCAACAUUGACAUCAAAAUGAACAACAACGUGUUGAUCAGAAAGGUCUCAGAGCUGGUGACUGAGUACAAGAGAGAGCAUCUCACCGUGUGGGGGAAUGUCAAUUAUGAGAUUGUGUGCAAGUGUUUCAAGGAGAACUCUGACAUUCCCACCAUCUUCUGUGCCCAGCGUGUCCUCCUGCUCCUUGGCCUGUUCUACACUGGUCUGCUGCCAUUUGUUCCCUUCAAGGAGGAAUUCUUUGAGAUCCCCAUGCCUUCCAUCAUCCUCAAGCUGAAAGAACCAGAGAAGAUGUCAAGAAGCCAGAAAUUUAUUAUCUGGCUGGCUGACACGCUGCUGAUGAGGAAGGCACUGUUUGAUCACCUUACAGCUCGGGGCAUCCAGGUGUACAUUUGGGUACUGAAUGAAGAACAAGAAUACAAGAGAGCAUUUGAUCUUGGAGCUACUGGAGUGAUGACAGACUAUCCAACAAAACUGAAGGAGUUCUUACAUAAUUACCCAGCAUAA